AUGACGUCUACUUCCGUCUGCCAUAUUGUCUACAUAGUGCUGUUUCAUAAACGCACUAGGUUUACUUUAUGUACAAUCAUGAUAGCAAAUUGGUUAAUAAAAAGUUUCCGUACUACAUAUAAUACUGGAUAUAAUAUAGGCUCAUAUAUGUUUAUGCAAAGUCGAGAUUAUGCAGCUAGGAAAGGAACAAGAGAGAAAAGAAGAUUAAAACUCAAAAAGAAAAAAGUUAAAACAGUAAUUGAACAAGUAGGAUAUGUCCCAUAUAAAAAGGAAAAAAUAAUAAAGGCAGAAGUUUGUCCACUAAACACCAUUGAUGAAAGUUGGAAAUGGAAAGCAAUCGAUAAUGUAUAUAUAAUAAAAUAUCAUCCACAACCAGUGUAUUCUUUAAAAGAGGCUAUAGAAAAUCAUCGUGAAACACAUCAUCCAACUAUGCUUAAUAAACCUAAUGCAAUUGUUAAUGCAUUUAUAGAAUUAAAUAUGAGGCGCGAAAAGAAGAAUAGGUAUGUUGAUAGAUUUACGAAGGUCAUUGAUACACCUCAUAUAUUUACAUGUGCGGAAAAUAGUAGAACAGUAUUAGCCUUUUCCAAGAAUUUACAAGAACAAGAAAAUGCCAAAAAUGCUGGAGCUGAUUAUAUUGGUGGUGUUGAAUUGAUAAGAAAAAUUCAAAAUGGAUCGUUCAAUUUCAAAGAGUAUGACUAUGUCGUAGCUCAUGCAGAUAUUUUAUCUGAUUUAUUACUAAUUAGGGGAUUAUUGAAAAAGAAAUUUCCAAAUAUUAAAUUAGGUACAUUGGGUAAUAAUAUAAAUCAAUUAGUUAAAAAAUUUAAAAAUGGAAUUAUAUACACUGCACAGCCUCAUAAAAUUUUCAAAGAAUAUGGCGAAAUUAGUACGACUUUUGGCUUGCUUGAUAUGGACAUAAAAGAACUGGAAGAAAACUUUUCUUCUCUAAUCAACGAUGUUGAAUCAAUGAGACCAAAACGUGAUGGAUUAUUUAUUGAAAGAGUUCAAAUUAAGAGUGAACUUUCUAAUGAAUCUUUUAAAAUUAACUACCAGGAAUAUCUUAAAACAAGUAAUAACGAAGAAAUAAGUAAAGAAGAAGAAGAAGACGAACAAACAGCAAUUAUUGCUACACAUUAAUUACAUAAUGUAGCAUAAAUAAAAUUGCAGUUGAUGCAGUAAUAAUUUGUUUUACUCCAUACUAAUCAAUAACGUUAUAAAAAUAUUACUAAUGGAUCAGUUUUGCUUUCUGGAUACUAUAAUAUAGUAUAGAAGAUAAUUAUUAAAACUGACAAUAUAAUUCGAUCGUGUUUUUGAAGCCUUGAAAGAUUGUCGGGAAUUAAUUUUUUUUCAGCAGAGAUGAAGAAUCCUUGCAUUGAAAGUUCCAAUGUACUCUGAAAUCAAAAUCCAAAAUGAAAUUUAACAUUUGAAUUGAGAUGAAUUUGAAAUUAUUAGUAACAUUAGUAAUAUUUACUAAUAAUUUGGGGGAGAUGCUAAUUCUAUUGAAGUGCAAGCAUGUUAUAUAAUUCGCAAGCAGAAAAGAAGUGAAAAAAACUUAAAGCUUGAUACAUACACAGGAUUCACUCUGUUUGAUUAAAUAUUUAAUUAUUUAAAAUGUACGUAUUCACAUCAUCGAUAACUACUGAAAUCGCGAUCUAGCAACAAUUCUUGCAUAUUUUAUUAAAUCGAAACUGAAUCAAUGAUAUGAAUGUAUUUCUCAAUUCAUCGUUGAUCAACCCGAGAUUUUUCGUGAUAAAAUGAAUAU
Frieseomelitta varia is the source of this 1759-nucleotide messenger RNA. RefSeq names its product 50S ribosomal protein L1 (gene mRpL1). The record is from RefSeq and is a predicted model, not a curated record. The transcript has 10 exons. NCBI's taxonomy places the organism in Eukaryota, Metazoa, Arthropoda, Insecta, Hymenoptera, Apidae. Bases 1 to 1134 code for a protein of 377 amino acids.